This is a messenger RNA of Ilyonectria robusta, 1620 nucleotides long. RefSeq lists its product as uncharacterized. NCBI's taxonomy places the organism in Eukaryota, Fungi, Ascomycota, Sordariomycetes, Hypocreales, Nectriaceae. The coding region runs from base 1 to 1620 and encodes 539 amino acids. The transcript has 4 exons. The record is from RefSeq and is a predicted model, not a curated record.
AUGCUUCAGGUCGAGAAACCCUGUUCGCGGCUCAUCACUUCUUCACCAAAGGAUGGAACCUUGACCGAGCCAAUAACGCCCGCCCGCCAUGACCUUGGAAGCCAUCGAAGCUCUCCUUCAUUGGCGUCGACUCGAUAUCCCGGAGCAGAACCCGCGAUUCCAUCGGCAUGGCCAAAGAGGGACAUAGACAGUGUUCCAGAAGAGCCAGAAGCACGCUCUACAGCCAAUUGCACCGCUAAGCCUCUAAACGCCGAGGCGCGUCUCAAACACGCUCUUGAUAAAGUUCUGCAUCUCAAGCGUGAAAACCUCGAAGAACAAACUGCGACUCUGGACUACCGUGUCCCACCAGAGAUUUCUAAAGCGUGUCUUGACAAUUUCUGCAAGCACUACCAGGUUGACAUAUUCCGCGACUUUAUUAACAUCAAGCUGAUGUACCAAAUUCUAUGCAUCAUCGACGUACCGGAGAUCAGUGUCGACCCAGCCGCACUUAUUCUCUAUUAUAGUAUACUCUACCAUGGGUCCUUGACGAUUUUGCCUGAAACGACACCGCAGGUUGGGGACCUUGCUCAAGCCAUGUACGUUCACUGUCUUCGUGCUAUACCGGCCUGGCAGAAGCAAGCUUCAGGGACAAAGACCGAUGUAAUUAUCGCCAUCCUUCUUAUGCGAGCCGCCUUUCAGCAGUAUGACUUCGAGUUUAGCUGGAGUAUAUACAAGCUUGUGUGGCAUUACAUAAGAAAACUCGAUAUGCACAACCUUGAUCAGACCUUUCCUGGUCCAUUCAUGGAUCCCAAGCUUCCAACGGAAGGGGCGGACCAGCACAGGAUGGGCUUUUGGGCCUUGGUGCUUGUCGAUAUCUUCUUCCGGCUGCUGCAAGAUAAGCCUGCCGUUAUUACUGCGAAUAUCGCCGAAUGGCGCGUCAAUCUUCCAUCGAUAAAAACGACAUCCGAGCUCGCCGAACAUGUGGUCCCCACGUUGACCUUUUUCGUAAAGUCUCGAUUGACUUUCCUUCUCCUCGGCUUCUUUGAUAUGCUCAGUCAAAAUGCGGAAGACAAGAGCAGUGUAAUCAAGCGCAUCGAGGAAUUGUGUAAAGAAAUCGAAGCUUUGUUCCAGGAAUGGUCUGUGACCGAUUCAAUGGCUGCAUACGAGGAUAAUGCUGGGUUCUGGUGGAUGCUCUACGACCUGACCCUCACAGCAUACUGCUCCAUGAUGGUCAUGAGCCGUGAACUAGCUAUUCUUCAGUCUGGGCUCUCUGGCGAGUUCACAGCAAGCGGCGACGUGCCCAUCACACCUCUAUCAGUUAAUAUCGCACGCCGCAUCAUGCAUCUCACUCUGUUGGGUCUAGGGAAAUAUCCAAGCCCGGCAGCCGCAUGUUGUGUUUUUGGCACAUUCCGCUGUUACGUGGCAUAUGGCUGCUUAGCCGAACAUCUUUUCACGAACGACCAUGGAGAUUCCGGCUCUACUGCAAAGUCUGAUAUGGUUUUGCUGGACCAGGUUUCCCAAAAGAUGGCUGCGAUAGCAGAAAGAGAUCAAGAUCUUGUGCCAGUAGUGCUCACGCUCUAUGAGCUGAAUAGUAGUAUUCAUGCCAAAUGGAAGAGAAGCCAGGAAGCUGCCAGCCUUUAG